AUGGAAGGCAACACACAAAGUCUUCCAUGUGAUGUCAUAUACACCAUACUCUCCAAACUACCCGUCAAAUCUCUGUUUCAAUUGAGAUGCGUUUGUAAAUCUUGGCGUGAUGUAAUCUCCGAAGCCCAAUUCUCGAAAUCACAUCUCACUGAAUCAAUUAAGUUGGUCGACCGUCAAAGAAUCUUUGUCCGGGACACCAUGUACGCCUGUUUCCGCUCCAUAGGUUGUGACUCCAUGGAUACUUGCGAUGACGGUUUAGACGAAACAAUAUACUUUCCUGUUGAGAAGUAUACUAGGGCUAAAGUGUUGUGUUCUUGUAAUGGUUUAGUACUGUUGCGUGUUAACAAAACUGACAAUAUGUGUGUACUUUGGAAUCCAUCCAUCAGAGAAUUCAAAAAGUUCUCAUGUCCAUCUCAUAUAUCUCACAACUACAGUCCACAUGGACUUUACUACGAUUCUUCCAUGGAUGAUUACAAGGUAAUAUUUUUCUCUCGAGGGCUGGAAUAUAAUUUUAUUGUUUUUAGUUUCAAAGGUCAAUCUUGGACACAGCCUAAGAAAUUCCCUUAUUUGGCUUUUCACGGUGAGACGGUUGUUGCGAAUGGAGUGUUGCACUUGGUUGCUCUUAAACCUAGGAAAGUUGCCAACAUGAAGCCUCCCUUUUCACCAUACCCAUUUUUCGUUACACUCCAAGGCCAAUUUUCCGAUAAGCCUAAUUCAUAUUCGAUUGUUUACUUUGAUACGGUGGAUGAGAAGUUCAAGGUCAUGCCACAACCAAAUUGUAUAAAUGAAGGAGACAAAUUUAGUUUGACGCUUAUGAGAGGAUGCCUUAGUUUAUAUUGUGAUACGAAUACGAUUGCUAGGGGUGUGGUGGUGUGGACUAUGAAGCAAUAUGGUGUCAACAAUUCUUGGACUAAGUUCAUUGUCAUCCCACGUCAGCUAGGAAUAAGCUAUUUUUAUACCUUGACACCAUUGUGUGCUACCAAGAAAGGUGAAGUUGUGGUGAUGACUGACAGAGGAGGGACAACAGCUCGAGAUAUUGGCAAGUAUGCAUAG
Molecule: messenger RNA, 1053 nt
Organism: Cornus florida
Lineage: Eukaryota; Viridiplantae; Streptophyta; Magnoliopsida; Cornales; Cornaceae
Product: F-box protein CPR1-like
Exons: 2
Coding region: 1-1053 (350 amino acids)
Molecular function (GO): protein binding
Source: RefSeq, a predicted model, not a curated record